Electrophorus electricus (electric eel) is the source of this 1663-nucleotide messenger RNA. RefSeq names its product tubulin, beta 6 class V (gene tubb6). The record is from RefSeq and is a predicted model, not a curated record. Gene Ontology annotation, cellular component: microtubule. Gene Ontology annotation, molecular function: GTPase activity; GTP binding; structural constituent of cytoskeleton. NCBI's taxonomy places the organism in Eukaryota, Metazoa, Chordata, Actinopteri, Gymnotiformes, Gymnotidae. Gene Ontology annotation, biological process: microtubule-based process.
GUGGUCGCUGUGGGCGGGGAGCACGAGCUGAAAACUGAGAACGGGAUAGCGCGUGCUGAAGGAUUCUCGGAGAACGACCUUGUAAAAGUGCGCUCGAGCUCAACUGUUCGCACAGUUACAGCGUAACGAGUCGAAUUCGUUCACCAAGACAGAAUGAGAGAAAUAGUUCACGUACAAGCCGGGCAGUGCGGCAACCAGAUAGGGACAAAGUUCUGGGAAGUUAUAAGCGAUGAGCACGGAAUUGAUCCAGCUGGAAACUAUGUCGGUGACUCAAGCCUUCAACUUGAAAGAAUUAAUGUAUACUACAACGAGGCGUCAUCCCAUAAGUUUGUUCCUCGAGCAGUGCUGCUGGACCUGGAGCCAGGAACUAUGGACAGCGUUCGCUCCGGUGCAUUUGGAGAGCUUUUUAGGCCAGACAACUUCAUCUUUGGGCAGACAGGUGCAGGGAAUAACUGGGCGAAGGGCCACUACACAGAGGGAGCGGAGCUAGUGGACUCUGUGCUGGAUGUGGUGAGGAAAGAGUGCGAGCACUGUGACUGUCUGCAGGGCUUCCAGCUCACGCACUCGCUGGGCGGCGGCACAGGCUCGGGCAUGGGCACCCUGCUCAUCAGCAAGGUCCGCGAGGAGUACCCCGACCGCAUCAUGAACACCUUCAGCGUGAUGCCCUCGCCCAAGGUGUCCGACACGGUGGUGGAGCCCUACAACGCCACGCUGUCUGUGCACCAGCUGGUGGAGAACACGGACGAGACCUACUGCAUCGACAACGAGGCGCUCUACGACAUCUGCUUCCGCACGCUCAAGCUGGCCACGCCCACCUACGGCGACCUCAACCACCUGGUGUCUGCCACCAUGAGCGGGGUCACCACCUCCUUGCGCUUUCCCGGGCAGCUAAACGCUGACCUGCGCAAGCUGGCCGUCAACAUGGUGCCCUUCCCCCGCCUGCAUUUCUUUAUGCCAGGCUUCGCCCCGCUGACAGCACGAGGUAGUCAGCAGUACCGCGCCCUCACAGUGCCCGAGCUCACGCAGCAGAUGUUCGAUGCAAAGAACAUGAUGGCAGCGUGUGACCCACGCCACGGCCGCUACCUCACCGUGGCGACAGUGUUCCGCGGGCCCAUGUCCAUGAAGGAGGUGGAUGAGCAGAUGCUGGCCAUCCAGAACAAGAAUAGCAGCUACUUUGUAGAGUGGAUCCCCAACAACGUCAAGGUGGCCGUCUGUGACAUCCCACCGAGGGGACUCAAGAUGGCCUCCACCUUCAUCGGCAACAGCACAGCGAUCCAGGAGUUGUUUAAGCGGAUCUCGGAGCAGUUCUCUGCCAUGUUCCGCCGCAAAGCCUUCCUGCACUGGUUCACGGGUGAGGGCAUGGAUGAGAUGGAGUUCACCGAGGCCGAGAGUAACAUGAACGACCUGGUGUCUGAGUACCAGCAGUACCAGGAGGCCACAGCCAAUGAUGGAGAAGAUGCAUUUGAGGAGGAUGAAGAGGAAGACAAUGAUUGAACAAUGCAAGGUGCUGUUUGUAGCCCUGCAUACACCCAUUAUGAAUGAUGUAUUUCCUUAAACUGUGAUUUUUCUUGUUUUUUUAUUUUUAUUAUUUUUAUUUUUUGAUUGCAAUCCUAGUCUAGACUAGGAGAGGAGUGAUUGCAAUAAAUAUUAUUGGAAGAGCUAA